This is a messenger RNA of Erigeron canadensis, 1811 nucleotides long. RefSeq lists its product as uncharacterized. The record is from RefSeq and is a predicted model, not a curated record. NCBI's taxonomy places the organism in Eukaryota, Viridiplantae, Streptophyta, Magnoliopsida, Asterales, Asteraceae. The transcript is spliced from 2 exons. The coding region runs from base 277 to 777 and encodes 166 amino acids.
ACUUUUUAUUUUCUGUCUUGUGUUUUUCGUAUUCGUGUACUUGUUCGAUCACUACAAUUGGGUGAUAAGAAAGGAGGUACUUCAGAAAAUCAGAUUGCUCCCGGCAUUAUUAACUAUGCCUCAGUUUUGCGUAUUCCCGUCAAACUGGAUUCUAGUAAUUGGAGUUCAUGGAGUCUUUUUGUGAAAAAGGGCCUUGAAAGUGUAGGCAAAGAAGAUCAUCUAACACAACCACCAACUGAUUCCCGAGAAUGGCGUAUUGAUGAUAGUGGAAUACAAAUGGCUUUGUGGAACUCCAUGGAACCCCAGAUUCUCACUAUUGCUCAGAAUUUCUCUACGGUUAAGGCUAUGUGGGAUCAUUUGUCUUCAUCUUUCUCUGCUAAGGAAUCUCUGUCUCAUGCUUAUUCGGUUCAAGUAUUUACUCGGGCUGAACAAGGUGACUCCACCUUCACUGAUUAUUUUACUCGUUUCUCGAAGCUUCAAGAUGAGUUACGCCCCCUUUUCCCACCAACUGCUGAUUUAAAGGUUCAGGAGGAGCGUAACAAUAAGAUGGAUGUCAUGACUUUUAUUGUUGGAUUAUCACCUAAGUAUGCUAGUGCACGACCCCUAUUGUUGAGUAACUCUGAUGCUAUUAAAUCUGUGGUAUCCACCUAUCAUCUCUUGCGAGCAAUGUACGGUCCUGAUGUUUCUCCAUCCACCACUGAUGCAUCUGCUAUGGUCAGUAAGAGUACAGAGUGGGGUUUUAUGAAGAAAGGUACUGGACGUGGAAAUAGUGGGUAGGGCAGUGAUCUUGUUUGUCAUUUGUGUCAUGAGCCUGGACAUGCGAAAUACAACUGCCCAAGCAAUUGCCAUUAUUGCAAAGGGAAGGGACAGACAAAGUAUAAUUGUCUGAAUCGUCCCACUGUUCUCAGCCACCUUCACGUCCUCGAGCCAGAAUAGCUACUACUGAUGAGCCUGGUGAGCAGCCUGUUUACACACUUAGCCAGGAGGAGUAUGCUCGGUUCCAGUAGUUGAUAUCCUCCAAGAUCGAUCCACAAGCCAACUCGGCUCACUCAGACACUUGUCAAACAACUUCCUGACAGGAACUGUCCCGAAUUUUGUUGGAAUGAACUCCCUCACUUGCGUGUAAGUUGGUUUGAACUUUAUGAAUUUUGUACUCUGGUACUAGUAGAGGUGGCAAAACGGCCGGGUCUGGCAAUUUGGGUAAGAUGUCAAAUUGGAGGCGGGUCAAAGUGGGGCACCUGGUUCAACCUUUGCCAUAUUUUCAGUUUGUAUUAUUAUUAUUUACUAGUCAUUUCUUUCGGACCAAGUUUGGUAUUACAAACAUAGAAUGACAUAAUACAGAUGAAAAGGAAGAGUGAAAGGACUAAUGGUACUUAAGUUUGCAGGCCUUGUAAUGUUGACCCGUUUAAACAUUAGGCUCAAAAGAAACAGGUUAAAAGGACUGGCAGUUCAGAAAGCCUCAACUAUUUCAUUCAUAAAGCCCGAAUACUAUAUCUUACACACUAAAUAUUCAAAUAAAAUUAAGAAAUCUGGACAAAAGGUGUUCAGUUUUAGCUAUUUGUACCCGUUUCCGCUAGUACCAUAAAACAUCCUUUUUGACCCAAUAACUAUGUCGCACAUGCAAGAUUAGCAAAUAGAACCUGUGGUUCAGUUUGAUACCUAUUAAUUUGUCAAAGAAGUUAAACAAGUUAUUUCUCUUGUUGAAACUUGCAUAGUUCAGCUUAGGAUCUAGACAUAUGAAAUUUUACAAACAGGGAAGGCGGGUAUUAGGUUGAACUGGAUGGGAAGGCUUAGGCUAGCUCUUGAUUCUG